Talaromyces proteolyticus is the source of this 5213-nucleotide messenger RNA. RefSeq names its product HEAT repeat protein. Lineage: Eukaryota; Fungi; Ascomycota; Eurotiomycetes; Eurotiales; Trichocomaceae. Bases 92 to 5023 code for a protein of 1643 amino acids. The transcript has 10 exons. The record is from RefSeq and is a predicted model, not a curated record. Gene Ontology annotation, cellular component: cytosol. Gene Ontology annotation, biological process: tRNA methylation.
GGGGGAAAGAGCGAGCCUCAGUCGAGGAUCAGGUUUUUUCUCUUGUAAAGUCAGAAGGUCGCUCCCAGGCCUGUCUGAUAUCUUGUUUAUCAUGGCCUCUGCCGAGGCUGGGCCUUUGGCGGGUGCCUCUGACAAUGCGGACAUCAGGUCGUUGUUUGGAAAUAUACAUUUGGUACCCGUUGAUGUUCUAAUGAACAUCAGCAAAGGACCGCUCAAAGUAUUUGUGCAGAACUGCGAGGACAAACAACAAGCCAGAUCCGUCUGGGAGUCACUGUUUCUCACACUCUCGACGAGAUCUGUAUCAAAAGAGCAGACCAGAGCCGCAUGCAAUGCAAUCAUUGUAUUCCUAGAGAAUGCAAAUGCGACCCGCGCCGAAGCCACAUGGGACUUUGCAUUCUCCAAUAAGACAUGGAUGGCUGUCUUCACAACCAUCUUGGCCAAGUUCGAGGAUGCGGCGCUAAAAGCUAUUAAACAGCUGCUCGGUACAUUGGCCAAGAUUCUCAAAUGCCAUCCAGACUCGAGCGAAGCGCAACUGAUUCGCGCUGAGAUCAUCAAUGUGGUGAUGCCAAGUGUCAUACUUGGGGACCCGCGAUCGCAGCUAAAGUCCUCCCUCGUCGCUCUAGAAAGGCUCAUUCAAGGUGAUGGGAUGUCUGUCAAGACGUUGAUGUCAUUAACAUAUGACUGGCUAGUAGCUCAUUAUGAAAGAUGGCAGCCUUUAUUCGAGGGUCAUUGUCGUUCAUUGUUCAUCGAAACUUCGCAAUUUACCCAGACAAACUCCGUGUACGAUAUUACCAACGAGAGGGCCAGAAACGCUGUCCCCAUGAUAUUCAACCUAGCGCUUCUUGUGUAUGCUAAAAGUCAAGGCUUUACGCAGGCUAUUGGGACUUUGAUAGCCCUGUUACACACGAAAGUCGGAAACUGCGAAGACAGCAAUCUUGAAUCGUGUUUUCCUUUAAUGAGUUGGGUGGUUCCGACUAGGUACAUUAUGCUGCAAGACAUGGAUUCUAUAGAGUAUAUGUCUCGAUCAAUACUUAGACCGAUACUAGAGUGCGAUAUAAACGGGUUUCACGCUUUUACCAAAACCUUGCCUUUGGAUAUGGUGCUCUCUGGAAAUAUGAAGAGCCAAGGAAGCGUCGAUGAACUUAUUCUUCUUUUCUCAACAUUGCAAAUCGGCAAGAAAACUGGAUUUGUGCACGAGGACUAUGUCAAGGAAUCCAAGUCCACGGCUAUUAAAAAAGAGAACAUUCUCAUACUUGAUAGCAAAAUUAUUGGCACUUUUUUGUUACACAACGAGCAAGGAAUUUGCCUUUCAACAUUAUCUCUGCUCAUAACUGCUCCCUCAUCUGCCAAGCCACUUUCAAAAUCUGCCUUGGAUGCUAUAUUGGCUGGUCUUCCAUCUCUGCAUGCCGUCUCGAAUUCACAAAUUCGACAAGAAAUCGGCAGCCUGAUGCGUAAAAUGAUGACACGUUUGCGAGGACCUGGAAUGCAGAAGAACUUUAUGGACAACGAAGGAAAAGAUGCGAAAAAGUUUAUGGAAGAUUUUGUUUCAUUUCUGGAAGGGGAACUGAUCUCGACAGCUUCCUAUCAACGCCACAUAUCUGCUUUGAAGUCGAUGACUUUAGUUCUGAAUUCUGGAGUUGAUCCUAAUGCUAGACAUGUCUCAUUAGAAGACCAGUCAUUGUGGCGGUACAAAGUCGACAUACUGCGUCCAAGCCUGUUUCGACUCCUGGUUGACCUUCUUCUUGACCCCUUCGAUGAAAUUCGAGCGACUGCCCUCAGCCUGCUUAGCUUAUUUCCUAGUGAUAUUUUCACGAAUUCCACUGCACAAUUGGAAAGCGACGGACUCAAUGUGUCAGAGCGACUAACGUCAGCCUUGACAAAAGCUGAAGCUUUAGCUAGCAGUACCAGUCGAGCGGACUAUGCAGAUGCUGUUGCCAGGAUCUACAAAGCUAUUUUUUCUGCGGCAAAGUCUGGUGGUAGCUUAGAGACUUCGCAGAAAUGGUUUGAGACAAAGUGUGGUGUCGUGAAUGAGGUCUUACAGAGACUUGAAGAAAAGGUUUACCAACAAGGCGGGCUUUUCAAAUCUUCAAUUCGUGACGCCCCUUUACAUGGUCACCUAUGUGCUCUGAAGUAUAUCGUUGGCACACCGAAUUUCUACAGCUGCAUUGCUAGCCAAGAAGGCGACAAAGAUGUAUCAUGGAGGAAAGUACAUGAUCGAAUUAUGGCGACAUGCCAUCGCAUUUGGGACGGAGUUAAGCCAGUUUUAUGCAUUGAUUCACCGGAAGGCCAUACGGACGACACACUAGACGAUAUGGAACUAGGGCCCAAGGAUUUAUUGUCAUACUCGUGGCGGGCACUGCGAGAAUCUAGUCUUCUUCUUAACGAGAUUUUAGCAAACAAAACAUACGCGCCGAAAGACAGCAAGACAAGUCUCGUACUUGAUGAUUACACUACUAUCGGGGCUCUUAGUUUUACGCAGUUGUCCGAGCUUCGACAUAGAGGAGCCUUUUCCGCUGUAUCCCAAACCUUUGUCGCAUGCUGUGAGCGUUGUGCCGAGCACGAAAAUACCGAAAUCUCUAACCUGCCAGACAUGUGGUACCAGGAUUCGAAGAAAAUCAUCGAAGACCAAGCAUCCAAACUGACAAGAAGAUCGGCUGGAUUACCUGCAAUUGUUACGGGGAUAACAAUUGCGAAGUGUAACGAUCCGUUGUUCGAGAAAAUUAUACACGAGCUACAAGAGAUCUCGAGUCAGCCAGCAGUACAAGCAGCCAGUUAUAAUGAGCUCUCAUUGCCUCAGGUCCAUGCAAUGAAUUGCUUGAAAGAUAUUCUCGCAACAACAAGGCUAGGGGACAAAACGGAGGGCUUUAUCAUGCCAAUUCUUAGGCUUUCUGCUGAUUCUCUUAGCUCGCCGAUAUGGGCGAUUCGGAAUUGUGGGCUGAUGCUGUUUCACGCAUUGAUGAUCAAGAUGUGUAAGAGAGUCCAGGGCACGGGCUUUGGUUUCAGCGGCACUUCAGGGACAGAGUCUAGCAUGACCAUCGAAUUCCAGAAAUACCCUGGCUUAACUGAGCUUCUAUCUAAACUUUUGACAUCUGCAGAUGAAAGUAGAGACUCGAAAGAUGGAUCAGCAGCCUCAGAGACAGAAAAAGUUUUCCCAGCCCUUGAAAUAAUUACUGAAAAAGUGCCAUCUCUUACGGAUAAUGAUGAUGCCGUCUUACGCGAUUUGAUCCUUCACCAUGUGAAGAGCUCCAUCUGGGCAGUCCGCGACCAGGCUGCUAGAGUGCACGCAUCUCUGAUGCGGUCCACAGAGAUUGUACAGUCGGUCGAGUCGUUACUGGACUAUGAACUCAGCACGCUCAGUCAAAAGCAUCUACAUGGACGGUUACUGUGUAUUCGCUAUGCAUUGCGGAGAGUAUGGUAUUCUGGAUACUGGCGUGAUCAUUUUGAUAGCUUGCUUGCGAUUAUAAGCGAUACAUUUUCUAGAUUCACGCCAUUUUUACGAUCACCGUACUGUCAAGCUGCGUUGAUCGAUGUAUUGACCGAUGGGCUAGAAAGUAGCCUGAAAUCUAGUAGAGGAGUUGAUAUCCAAGGAUUUGCACACGGUUUAUUUGAUAGCUAUGAGCUGGGAUUGCUCAUGGCAAAUCUAGUCAGUCACGUUGGAUAUCGAAGAAACGAGGUGCGAGCCGAGUCGUUACUUCGACGUUCCUUGACAUGGAGUAUCAUUCUGAAGAACUCCUUACAUAAUAUUAAUGACUCGCCUGCUGGCCUGAUUGGUCCAUUUUUCGACCUCUCCACGGCAGACAGUGACGCUGCUGGCUGGGUCCUUGAGAGAAUCCGGGACGUCUUUCCUGGUUACAAAGGACAGAAAGAUUUCUUGAGUCUAUAUUUACUAAUCUUACUCCAAGAUCAAGAAGAAACUGUCAAAGCGAAAGCUGCCUUGAACUUGGCAGAAACUCUCGAGGAUGCUUUAGAAAAGGGGCUUUCGGUGGACUUCCUCGACAAAUGGGCUCGCGUAUCAGACUACCUUUCUGUUCAAUCACAGGAUCAAGUAUGGAGCCGUGAGUUAACUGAAAAUGUGCUUCGACUUCAAGGCGCCAUGCUGGCUUUGAAGUAUGCGGAUGAGUCGUUCGAUACUGAAUCGCAAGAGCCUUCUCUUGGUCUUCGACGGUGGGCAGUUGGUCUACGAUCUGCACUGAGUGAGGAGACGGUCUUUUCUUCACGACUCGCCGCCAUACAUUCUCUCAAAACAUUUAGCCGCAUUAUUCGCAAGCCCGAUCAACCGCCAAGCACAGAUGCGGCUUUUCUGGAACUUUAUUUGAUCCUUUAUGAUAUGCUUAAUGAUGAUGACGACGAACUUCGCGAUUUCUCUGCCCCAAUAGCGUCGUGGAUUCUUUCAUACUCCUCAGUGUUCCCUGACAAGACAGUUGCGCUAGGCUCGAUUCCUGCUAGUGAAAGUCUUGCAGAGUUCAUAUCGAGCAACUAUAACAAACAAAAAUCAUUGUUUCGUCAUAUCAUCAAGCGGAUGAUGAACAAAAGCGCGGUACCGCAACGGGGAAAAUUACAAUUUACGUCAUUUGAGACAUUGUUCAAUGAUUACCGCAAGGAAAGCACAGUGCUUUUCGAGGAGGAAAAACAGAAUUUGUUUAUUGAUGAUGUACGCGAAAUUGACAUCUGGUCGAGUGCCCUGAUACGUUUGGAAAAGUCUGCAUUUGACGAGGACAUUAUUGACAACUUGUUUGCUUGGGCGUCGGAAGGAUUGGCUUGUCUUGAAAGAUGUUUGAUUUCUGGCGAUCAGGAUGGCGAUUUAGGGUGGACGGCAAAGCCCGAGAUUUACUCUCUUGGAAUUUUGCUGUUUUCCAUCACAUCAUUUCUCAUAGCUACUAACCCAAAAACGAGUGGAAAAACAGACGAGGGAUCGAGUGCUUCUCUAUCAGAAGCACUUACAGCUCUGUACACAAAAGGCCAAUCUAUGGCCCUACAUCCUCACUGGCUAUCUCGGAUACGUCCCUCGCGGCCCUCCAAAUAGGACAGAAAACAUAGAUAAUAAAUAUGAAAUGCGAAUAAACCAUGAUUCUUGUGUUCACCGGAUUCAUCUCAUCUUGUCCCCUUUCAAACGGAUUGGACAAGGCGGUCAGGUUUCUCUCGUGAGUCAAGGGAUUUGACGGCGAGCACCAGCGCUUUUCGCUAAAGUCUUUAUUUGUUGUUGUAUUCGUCGG